AUGAGUGUAGCUGUUGCGUCCGCUACAAAUAUUAACGAGGAAGAUUACUGGUAUAGACUUGGAGUGGAGGCUCUUCGCCGAGGAGGCAACUCUGGUAUCGUCGAGUUUGCGUACCAGCAGACGAGGAACUUCGAGAGGUUGUCUUUUCUUUAUCUUAUUACUGGUAAUCUUGAAAAGCUUUCAAAGUUGAUGAAAUUGAAGAAGGGCGUAAUGGGUCAGUUUCACAAUGCUCUCUACAUGGGAGAUGUUAAAGAGCGUGUUAAGAUACUGGAGAACGCUGGUCUUUUGCCUCUAGCGUAUAUCACUGCUUCGGUUCAUGGUUUAGAGGAUAUUGCUGAGCGGCUUUCGAUUGCGCUGGGAGACGAUGUGCCAUCAUUGCCUCAAGGGAAAACUCACUCGCUUCUGAUGCCACCGAUUCCCGUCGUGUGCGGUGGUGAUUGGCCUCUUCUGAGAGUGAUGAAAGGAAUAUUUGAAGGAGGACUUGAGAGUGCAAAUGAAGAAGAUGAUGUUGAAGAAGGCGAUUGGGGUGAUGCACUUGCAGAAGAAGAAGAAGAAGACGGAGAAGAAGAAGGAGAGGGUUCUGGAUGGGAGGGACUUGAGCUUCCACUACAGCUUGACACUCCUAAGGUGUCUGCCUUUAUGACACCUAGUCAAGGUAUGGCUGUAAGUCAGAUAUGGAGCCAGGAAUCUCUCCUUGCUGCUGAGCAAGCUGCAGCGGGAAGCUUCGACACUGCAAUGCGUCUCCUCAACAGACAGCUUGGCAUAAAGAACUUUGCGCCUUUGAAAUCGAUGCUUCUUGAUCUGCUCAUUGGCAGCCAAAGCUAUCUUCCUGCUUUCUCUUCGUCUCCUGUGGUUCCACUCGCCGUUGAGCGUGGAUGGAGCGAGUCUUCUAGCCGUGGCCCACCAGCUCUUGUUUAUGAACUCUCUCAGCAAGAAGAGAAGCUCAAAUCUGGCUAUAAAGCUACAACGAGCGGGAAAGAUGAGAAUCUGACCGAGGCUGUCCGGCUCUUCCGCUCUAUCCUCCACACCAUCCCUCUACUGGUGGUCGAGUCAAGAACUGAAGUCGAGGAGGUUAAGGAGCUCGUCACCAUCGUCAAAGAAUAUAUCCUCGGUCUUAAAAUGGAGCUUAAGAGAAGAGAGACGAGAGAUGAUCCAGUGAGGCAGCAGGAGCUCGCUGCUUACUUCACUCACUGCAACCUCCAACCACCUCACUUAAGACUCGCCCUGUUUAGUGCAAUGGGAGUCUGCUACAGGGCGAGGAACCUCGCCACUGCCUAUAACUUCGCCAAAAGAUUGUUGGAAACCAACCCAACGGAAAGCCAAGCCAAGACGGCUAGACAAAUUGUUCAAGCCGCUGGACGCAACAUGACUGAUGCAACCGAGCUCAACUACGACUUCAGAAACCCUUUUGUGAUAUGCGGGUCAACGUAUGUCCCCAUCUAUAGAGGACAGAAAGACGUGUCGUGUCCUUACUGCACUGCUCGGUUUGUACCGAGCCAGGAAGGAAACAUCUGUGCGAUCUGUGAUCUUGCAGUCAUUGGCGCGGAGGCAUCUGGUUUGCUAUGCUCUCCUUCUCAAGUCCGGUGA
Molecule: messenger RNA, 1587 nt
Organism: Brassica napus (rape)
Lineage: Eukaryota; Viridiplantae; Streptophyta; Magnoliopsida; Brassicales; Brassicaceae
Product: coatomer subunit alpha-1-like
Exons: 1
Coding region: 1-1587 (528 amino acids)
Biological process (GO): intracellular protein transport; vesicle-mediated transport
Cellular component (GO): COPI vesicle coat
Molecular function (GO): structural molecule activity; protein binding
Source: RefSeq, a predicted model, not a curated record